UCCUCACCGGGUGACGUGUCAGUUUGUUUACAGCGGUGAGCAGUCGGCUGCAGCUGCUCAGACAUGGCUGUUGAUAUCACGUUACUUUUCAAAGCCAGCGUUAAGACGGUCAAAACCAGGAACAAGGCCAUAGGGAUUGGCUUCGACUCGACCAAAGAUGAAAUUUUCAAGAGAAGCAGACCGAAGAGUGGCUUCUCACCGAGGGCGAAAGAAGUGAUCACGAACAUCACCAAGCUCAAAGACUUUCUGCUACAGCACAGAAAAGAUUAUGUGAGCGCCGGAAGUCUCAUUUCAUCGGACCUUUCCCGCAUGACAGACAAUGACCGUGACCAGAUCGACCAGGAUGCUCAGAUCUUUAUGAGAACCUGCUCUGAAGCCAUCAAGCAGCUACGCAAUGAAGCUAAAAAACAGGUGAUGUCAGCUCAGAUAAAGGAGCACAGGGGAGCGGUGCUAGACCUCAUUGAAACAUACCUAAAAGGUGUAUGCAAGCUGUACUCUGAGCAGAGAGCAAUUCGAGUCAAGAGAAUGGUGGACAAGAAGAGGCUAUCAAGACUGAUACCAGAGCAUCACAGUCCAGUGGAGAAAAAAGUGGAAGUGGAGCCCACACAGGAGGACACCGUUAAGGAGGGAAGUUCUGAGAAGACUGCAUCAUCAGAGGUCCAGGACAACCCUGUAAACCUGUGGGAGGAGAGCCGAGUGGAAGAUGAGCUCUCUCCAGAGGAAAUUCAGAUGUUUGAGAAGGAAAACCAGAGGUUGAUCAGUGAGAUGAACAGCCUGGUGGAUGAAGUGAGGCAAAUCGAAGGGAAGGUGGUAGAGAUCUCACGACUUCAAGAAAUCUUUGCUGAGAAAGUCCUGCAACAAGAAGCAGAAAUAGACAACAUUCAUCAGCUCGUCGUUGGUGCUACAGAGAACGUCAAAGAAGGCAAUGAGGAUAUACGAGAGGCUAUCAAAAACAACGCUGGAUUUAGGGUAUGGAUCCUCUUUUUCCUCGUUAUGUGCUCUUUUUCUCUUCUCUUCCUGGACUGGUAUGACAGUUAACACGACUGCCCAAAUGGACUCUGGACAACAAGAAACUGCCUGAAGCUGAUACACAAUGCAUAUCUCAGAAGUGAUUGUACAACUAACUGAGAAGUGAAGUGAUGGCAACAGCAAGACUGAACGUGAGAUUAUGUCCUCAUGUUUAAAUGGCACUUAAUUCUUCCCUGAUUCUAUCUAGGGUAGCUUUAAUAUAAAAAUGCACUUGUAUUUUAACAUCUUGCCUUUCUCAGCCAUGAGUAACAAUGGUUUGACUGGAUUUCGAUCCCUGUGAAUCUCUUCCGAAACUGUUUUAUGCACUAGAGCGUAUUUGCAUCUUGACAACACAGUCCCAUGUAUUCAAAAAGAUUUGUUCUUUAUGUAAAAUAAAUUACUCUAAAUGCUCAAAAUGGUUUGCAGAUUGGAGCCGAAUGAACUGUACUGGCACAUCAGAUACAUUCAAGUAAAAGCAACUGAUUCUCAAUUAAUUUAUAGCAAAUUUAAUGUGUACCUUCUCUCAUUAAUUCAUGAUGAUAUUUCAUGAUAUAAAACAAUUUUUAUAAUUCGUAUCUAUAUGGGUUUGCAGAUAACAUCAAAGGCAGCUAAAGCCGCUGCCUGCCUUGGUUCGUGUCAGCUAAGGAGAAAGUAGCUGUUGACUUCUGAUGUUUCUCUUAAUCUGUUUAUAAUGAUUAACCCAGAUUCCAGUGACAGCAUUAAAGUGCUUUGAACAUUUUUUUCCUUUGAUGUCAGCUCAAGAGCAACUGGAACUUUUAAGUGUGUUUAUUUUCUGUGCCGAGGGAGUUUUCAGCAGCUCUGACAUGACUUGCUCUCAAAGUAAUGAAUAAAAAUCUUCUUUUGCAUAAAUGGAUUGCA
Molecule: messenger RNA, 1887 nt
Organism: Neolamprologus brichardi
Lineage: Eukaryota; Metazoa; Chordata; Actinopteri; Cichliformes; Cichlidae
Gene: stx18
Product: syntaxin 18
Biological process (GO): intracellular protein transport; retrograde vesicle-mediated transport, Golgi to endoplasmic reticulum
Cellular component (GO): membrane; SNARE complex; endoplasmic reticulum
Molecular function (GO): SNAP receptor activity
Source: RefSeq, a predicted model, not a curated record